This is a messenger RNA of Spea bombifrons (plains spadefoot toad), 1105 nucleotides long. RefSeq names its product regulator of G protein signaling 10 (gene RGS10). Gene Ontology annotation, molecular function: GTPase activator activity; G-protein alpha-subunit binding. Bases 116 to 658 code for a protein of 180 amino acids. Gene Ontology annotation, biological process: regulation of G protein-coupled receptor signaling pathway. NCBI's taxonomy places the organism in Eukaryota, Metazoa, Chordata, Amphibia, Anura, Pelobatidae. The record is from RefSeq and is a predicted model, not a curated record. The transcript has 5 exons.
AGCCUCCAGCCCUUAGGAGAAAGACCACUCCAGAGGCUCAGGUCACACAAGAGGGUCGAAAGAAUACCCCAGGGGGCAAUCAGAAUACACUUGGUGCCCCUUCUCCUUGCAAGACAUGUUCACCCGGGCAGUCAGCAGGCUGAGCAGGAAGAGGCCACCUUCAGAAAUUCACGGCAGUGACGGCUCUGUCUUCGCCGCGGACCAGGAACAGAAGGGAACCCAGAAGUGGGCAACAUCUCUGGACAGUUUGUUGGCGGAUCCGCGAGGAGUCGCUGAGUUCACAGAUUUUCUGAAGAAGGAGUUCAGCGAGGAGAAUUUGCUCUUCUGGUUGGCGUGCGAAGACUUCAAGACCACGCAAGAUAAAGAGCAGAUGCAGAAGAAGGCGCAGGAGAUCUUCGUGACCUUCCUGUCCAGCAAGUCGGCGUCACAGGUCAACGUGGAGGGUCAGUCGAGGAUCAGCGCGAAGAUGCUGGAGGAUCCGCACCCCCUCAUGUUCCAGAAGCUGCAGGAACAGAUCUUCAACCUCAUGAGAUACGACAGCUACAGCCGCUUCCUGAAGUCGCAGACGUUCCUCGAGCUCCAGGCGUCCGAGGAGAGCGACGGCCCCGGAGCUGGAGAGACGGCAGCGAAACGCGCCUCCAGAAUCUACAACACGUGAAAUCUGCCCCACGCGUGGACAGGGGGCCCCCGACGGCGUCACGGGGAGCACCAGCGGAAGCCAAAACCCGCCAUGAAACCAUUUCCACACCGAGAUCAAUGUUGCUUUUUUACCUAUUUUUUCUCAUUCUGAUACUUUGUAGCAUAGUUGGGGGGUCCCUGGUGAUGUUUCUAUGGAGACUGAACUCAGUAGCACCCAGCAACCUGGCUGAGGAAGCCCAGGAAGGACCCAGCCAGGGUGUCAUCUGUUGCAGAGUAUCCCAAACGUGGGGCAAUUAAAGAGACGCCUGUGGCCAAAUACUUCAAAUCUGAGGAUAUCAGAAGACAAUAACUCCCAUCACCUCGGGUGACACAGACGGGAGGAGGACCAAACAGGAGAGGGGCUUUUAUGGGGUUUUUAUUAAAAAAAUCUUUUAAAAAAAGCUGAACUUUCUCUCUUUCAUAAUUU